This is a messenger RNA of Ogataea philodendri, 1470 nucleotides long. RefSeq lists its product as uncharacterized. Lineage: Eukaryota; Fungi; Ascomycota; Pichiomycetes; Pichiales; Pichiaceae. The transcript has a single exon. Gene Ontology annotation, cellular component: nuclear pore central transport channel; nuclear pore. The record is from RefSeq and is a predicted model, not a curated record. Gene Ontology annotation, biological process: NLS-bearing protein import into nucleus; nuclear pore organization; protein localization to nuclear inner membrane. Gene Ontology annotation, molecular function: structural constituent of nuclear pore. The coding region runs from base 1 to 1470 and encodes 489 amino acids.
AUGUCUGGGUUCAGUUUUGGGACGCAGGCUUCGGCGCCGAGCGGCGGGUUUUCGUUUGGCAACACCGCCAACACGACUGCCCCCGCCGGCGGGAACACCAGUGGCGGGUUUUCGUUUGGAAACAAGCCCAGCAACUCGUUUUCUCUUGGAGGAACAAACACAGCACAAGGAGCCACUGGCACGACAUCCACGACCGGGGGCGGGUUUUCGUUCGGAAACAACAACACGGCCACGACGACGGCGGCUAACGGGUCCACCGGGGCCACGGGUGGCGGUCUUUUUGGAAAUAAUAACACGGCUAGCUCAGGACAAGGACUUUUUGGAAACAACAACUCUGGCGGGGGACUCUUUGGCAACAACACGGCGAACACGACCAAUUCGGCCACACAGGCCCCAGCAGCGGGGUCCAGUCUCUUUGGCGGCAACAGUUCUGCCCCACGGUCGUCAGGGUUCUCCUUUGGAGGAAACAAUGCGGCUACCAACACCACUGCGUCCAGCGGAGGCAGUUUGUUUGGCAACCAGCAACAACAGCAACAACAGCAGCAGCCAGCACCACAGCCGACCGCUUCAUUGAACACACAGCCAUCUUUUUCGUGGUCGAACCAGCAGUCGCAGCAGCAGAGCGUGCAUCCAAUGGUUGUGCAAGCACAGAAACUGAACCAGCAGCAGAGCCAGCAGCAGAACGAAAACGGGUACACGCCGACGAUCGCGGACCAGCUGACCAAGGUGAAAGGGUCGUGGGACGCGAACUCGAACCAGUGUCUGAUGAAGACGUUUGUGUACAACAAAGUUCCUGCCGAGUACAAUAAUUACGAGCGUCCUUUGGACGAGAGUGCGGAGGACUGGGAGAACGCGAUGAAGCUCCGGCCGAGGGGGUAUAACACGAUCCCUGUGAAGAUCAAGGGGUUUGAGGACUUGCUGAACCGGUCCAACUUGCAGAUCGAGCAUCUGCGCAAGUCGCGAGUCUUGCUGAACAACAUCAACACGAGUCUGACAAACUACGGCGACAAGCACGAUCUGGACUCGCUGAACCGUCUGACGCAGUGCAAGAUCAAACAGAAACAGCUGAACCUGAAGCUGCUGCGGAUCGCGAUCAAUUUGACGGUGCUCAAGUACAAAGGGUACCAGCUAACGAACGACGAGGAGAAGCUUAUUUCGCAGUUCAAAGAGCUGGUGAACUCGGUGGACGACCCGAUCGGGCUGAACCGGUCGAACGAGCUGUGGGCGCGGCUCAGCAACCUCAAACAGCGGCUGAUCAACAUGAACAUCAGCAUCGAGAGCAUCGACGCGUCGAUGGCCGUGGCUACCAACACCGACGGGGCCAAGACCCACGUUUCCAACAACGAGCAGGUGGUGAACAAGAUCGUGAGCAUCUUGUCCAAGCAGCAGCAGGGAAUCCAGUACUUGUACGAUCUAAUUGAGAACGAUAAGGAGCUGGUGUCCAAGUUGGCCAACAAACGGGUUAAAUAG